AUGCCUGAAACUCCACCACCGAACAUAACUGCUUUAGUCGAAGGUACCCCAACAGCUAGCAUAGCUGGAAUGCCUUUGAAAGAGAUUGUUAGCCGGCUGAUGAGGCAAUUGGCUGAAGCUAGAGAAGAAGCGGACGGCCUGAGGGCCGAAAAAGAGAAAGCUACUAAUGUUGAGGCUAGGAGACCUCCACCUACUUUCCCAAAUCUGGAUUUACCAAUUCCUGACCAUUUCCCGCAAACCCAGACUGGGGCUACUUUUCAAACUCCACUAUGCCGAAAUACCACCCAUGUGGGGAACUCCUCCCACCAAACCCCAGCUUUUCAAACACUUGCUCACGCUACAAACGCAAAUGCUCAUCAAGCCUCUCGAGCAACAGUAGUUCUAGUGAUUCACCCCGUGCAACCAAAUGUCGCUUUUCAAGAUCAUGUCACCCAUAUUGACUCUUCACCAGAAUUGGAGAACAUGGAAAUGUUCUUUGAAGCAAGAAUAGACAAAAUCGAGAAGGAUAUGGGGAAGAAAAUUGCUGAACUGGAACAUGGCUUUAAAAAGAAAGAGGGGUUAAGAUACUCUGAUUUGUGCAUACAUCCGAACUUGGGCCUACCAGAAGGCUUCAAAAUUCCCAAGUUUGAUAACUUCAAUGGGUGGAGCAAUCCGAGAGCCCACCUAAGGGCCUACUGUAACCAGUUGGCUAGAAAUGGCGGAAACGAAGCUUUGCUCAUGAGGUUGUUUAGUUGA
Molecule: messenger RNA, 735 nt
Organism: Lycium barbarum (goji berry)
Lineage: Eukaryota; Viridiplantae; Streptophyta; Magnoliopsida; Solanales; Solanaceae
Exons: 1
Coding region: 1-735 (244 amino acids)
Source: RefSeq, a predicted model, not a curated record